GCAGGUAGGUGGUCGAAACGAAAGGCAAGAAAUAUAAGUGCAACGAGCGGCUCCGGUGAACCCUUUAUAGUAAGCUUUCCUGCGAAGAGUGCCUGCAUAGGGUUUCUAUUCGAGAUCGAGAGAGACGGGUACGUCAUCAAUUCCUCACCACCAGAAUGGAGAAGAUGGGCGCCGCCGACGCACAGAUCGAGGAUCUCUUCGUCAGCAAGAAGCCCAUCAAGAACCCUCUCGUCCCCAUCGGUGCACUUAUGACUGCCGGUGUGCUUACGGCAGGUCUAGUUAGCUUCAGGCAAGGAAAUUCUCAGCUGGGACAGAAGCUGAUGAGGGCACGAGUUGUAUUUCAAGGUGCAACAGUUGCAUUGAUGGUUGGCAGUGCUUACUACUAUGGUGAGACCUUUAGGGGUUCUAAGAACAAAAAUUAAAUGAUAUAAAGAUGGCUUGCAGUCAUCUUUCAUCUAUGACUGAGUUUUUAUUGGCAUCAAAAUAAUUUAUUACACGUUUUCUUUCACUUGGGAAAAGAGUGGUAGCUGACCAAAUCUUCUGGAAAAUAUAGUGGCAAUGAAAUAAUGCGCCAGUACUUUCGUGUUUGUAUUAUUUACACAAUUGUAUCAGAAUGUAUUAUGUAAUCAUGUGAUGGAUCCAUGUAUGACAUGAACAUUUGGAAACAUAUUGGUUAUAAAUGGACACUUUGAGUCAAA
This is a messenger RNA of Musa acuminata subsp. malaccensis (wild Malaysian banana), 698 nucleotides long. NCBI's taxonomy places the organism in Eukaryota, Viridiplantae, Streptophyta, Magnoliopsida, Zingiberales, Musaceae. The record is from RefSeq and is a predicted model, not a curated record.